Messenger RNA from Anthonomus grandis grandis, 1524 nucleotides. Its product is annotated as cuticle protein 19-like. The record is from RefSeq and is a predicted model, not a curated record. NCBI's taxonomy places the organism in Eukaryota, Metazoa, Arthropoda, Insecta, Coleoptera, Curculionidae. Bases 138 to 554 code for a protein of 138 amino acids. The transcript is spliced from 4 exons. Gene Ontology annotation, cellular component: extracellular matrix.
UAUGGCCAAAAAUAAUCGUAAAAUUUCUUUUUUCAAUGGUUAUACAUAGUGGGAAAUCUCUUGAUUCCUUAUAAAAGAGAUGAGAAUUUCACUUGUCACUUAAGUUCUCUUAAUCGCGUCUUAAAGUUGCGGUAAUUAUGGCCGUGUCGGUGUUAAAUAUAUAUAAGCUGAUGUUUCUACCAAUGGUAUUCCACCUAGAAUAUUGCCAGGCCUUAGAUUUCGGAAUUCAGCAGUAUUACAAAAAUGACUUACCGCAGGAUCAACAGCAUAAUAAUGAACCUACAAAUUACCCAAGGUACCAUUUUGAAUAUGGAGUAAAAGACCCCGAUUCCGGAGAUAUUAAGGAACAAUCCGAAAUGAGAGACGGAGACACGGUUAGAGGCGAGUAUUCGAUGGUAGAACCAGAUGGUACCAUACGAACAGUUCAGUACCAUGAUGACGGAGUAUCCGGAUUUAAUGCUAUUGUUACCAAAUCUGGUGAAGCAGUUCAUCCACCCACAAAAUUAAAAAUUCCGGAAGAGUCCCGACAAUCAUCGGCUUAUCGUCGACGAUAAUCAAUGAAUUUCGUAUCGACGACGUAUAAUUUUCGCAUACAAAUUACCUUACUGUUCUUCCUUAUUGCAGUUAAAAGGAAAACGCUUACAUGGUGUAAUUAUUUAUUUAUUUUUUAGAAAAUGUAUUAAGUCUUUAUGUAUCCAGGAUGUACUUCCAUACAAAAUUACAGAUAAAACAUUUCAUCGCGUACGUCUAUAGGUUAGAUGCGCUUCUGGUUAUACAGGAAAUAAAUUGCAACUUUGCUAUUAUCAAUAGAUGUUGUUGCAUAUUAGGAUUCUAUAGGAAAUUUAUAGAAUUUUGAUGAGUCCUAUGAUAUAAUUCAAAUAAGUAGUUUUUGAGAUAUAUGAGGUCAAAAAUUUGGUUUCAAGCUAAAGCUAGUUAACCAGCAAAGAAACCAUUAUGUCACUUUUCUACUUAAACUUUUCGAGCUCCAUCCAAUGGCACAUUUUCAAAUAUUUUUUACACUGGACCACCAUUUUUAGAAGAAUUCUUGAUUUACACUUUGUUUAUAUCUUGAGGUUUCAAUAUAGUAUUUGAAUCUGAUGAGAGUUUAUGUAGAGUCAGACAUAUUAAUAUACAGGGAUGUCAUAAUAAAAAUAACGAAGAUGAGUAAAGACUCAUCCAUAAUUUCUAAAAUCAGUGUAUGAAAUUCCUUGUAAAAUUAAUUAAUUAAUUUUACAGUUAAACUCACUGACAAUCAGGUUCAAAACUAAUUGAAUAAAUAUUAAAACUCCAUUGAAUAAUUAGGAAAAUUUUAGUUCAUUUCACUAAAAUACGCUGUAGAUAAUCAUAUAUUUAAAUCCUGUGCCAAUUUUCAAAUAAGUUGAUGAUACGUUGCACUUUAGACAAAAAAUUACCGAGAUAAACGGAGAGUUGUAUAUUAAUUUUAAAAUUAAAUUUGACAUUUUUAGUAAUUAUUUACAUCUAUUCUCUGAUUUUCGUCAAGAAGCACUGCCUAUAUUAUGUGCA